Messenger RNA from Colletotrichum karsti, 1050 nucleotides. Its product is annotated as putative beta-glucosidase protein. Gene Ontology annotation, molecular function: beta-glucosidase activity. The record is from RefSeq and is a predicted model, not a curated record. Bases 1 to 1050 code for a protein of 349 amino acids. Gene Ontology annotation, biological process: carbohydrate metabolic process. The transcript is spliced from 2 exons. NCBI's taxonomy places the organism in Eukaryota, Fungi, Ascomycota, Sordariomycetes, Glomerellales, Glomerellaceae.
AUGCCGCAAGCAUUGUUGGACGAAUACGGCGGAAUGUUACACCAAAGCCGCUAUACGGAAGACUUCGUUCGAUACGCGCGCAUUUGUUUCGAGCGUUUUGGCGACCGUGUCAAGCAUUGGAUCACGUAUAACGAGCCUGGACUCACAGCUCGUGCGGGUUACGCGCAGGCCCGUUUCGCGCCAGGGAGAUCCAGUCCAUCGGAGCCCUAUACCGUCGCACAUACACAACUUGUUUCGCACGGCCAUGUCUGCGCCAUGUACAAAGAAGACUUCCAGCCGAAGCAAGGAGGAACGAUCAUGAUCACGUUAGAUGGAAAUUGGUAUGAGCCCUGGGACGAGAAUGAUCCUCGCGAUGUCGAGGCGGCGGAGCGCGCCAAAGAUUUUGAGAUCGGUUGGUUUGCUGAACCCCUCUAUGGAAAGGGAGAGUGUGACUAUCCUAAAAGCAUGAGGGCUCAACUUGGUGAGCGACUGCCGCGGUUUACGGAUGAGGAAAAGCGUCUUGUCAAAGGGAGUUCUGAAUUCUAUGGGAUGAACUCUUAUACGACCUUCUUUGCUCGACACUUGAACAGCCCGCCUGAAGAGACCGACUACCGCGGGAAUGUUCAGUUCCUGGAUCAAAACAAGAUGGGAAAGCCUCGGGGCCCAGAAACCGACACUCACUGGCUACGAGUCUGCCCGUGGGGUUGGGCUAAGCUUCUUCGGUGGAUUUGGGCUCGCUACAGAGUGCCAAUCUUCAUCACAGAAAAUGGAACGACUAUCAAAGGAGAGCAUGAUCAAGUUGUUUCUGUAGGUGACGACCAGACUCUUGAAGACCAUGCUCGAAUCGAGUUUUUCAGAUCCUAUAUCGAAGAGAUCGUGUUAGCUAUUCAAGAGGGCGUGGUCAUCAAAUCGUAUUUUGCCUGGAGUUUCAUGGACAAUUGGGAGUGGGCUGUUGGAUUUACCUCGCGAUUCGGAGUCACUUGGGUGGACUUCGAAAGCCGAGAGCGAAGACGACACACAAAGUUGUCUGCCUACUUUUUAAAGGCGUACUUUGAUCACCUGAUCAAAUGA